Rhododendron vialii is the source of this 1247-nucleotide messenger RNA. Its product is annotated as magnesium protoporphyrin IX methyltransferase, chloroplastic. The transcript has 2 exons. NCBI's taxonomy places the organism in Eukaryota, Viridiplantae, Streptophyta, Magnoliopsida, Ericales, Ericaceae. The record is from RefSeq and is a predicted model, not a curated record. Gene Ontology annotation, biological process: chlorophyll biosynthetic process. Bases 114 to 1070 code for a protein of 318 amino acids. Gene Ontology annotation, molecular function: magnesium protoporphyrin IX methyltransferase activity.
AUCCCGGAUUCCUUCCGACAAUCCCCGUUAACACUCUCCGAACUCUGAAGUCUCGGGUCUCUUGACUCGUUCCCGCCGGCGGGGAAAACAGUGGAGAUAAAAUUGAAGAAAACAUGGCGUGCUCUUCGCCGCUAUCCUCCACUAUCCGUUUCCGAACGCCCCCAAUCCCAUUCUCAAACCCCAAGUUCUCUCCAAAACCAAAGCGUAAAACCCCGACCGCCUUCGCACUCCCACCGCCCUCCUCCGCCGUCGACGGCACGACCCUCGCGGUCAUCGGCGGGAGCUCGGUGGUUGCCCUCGCCGCCGCGGCGCUAUCCCUGGCGGACCCCGAGAUGCGGCGGCGGAGCCAGGCGGAGGAGGUCGGGGGCGGCGACAAGGAGGUGGUGAGGGAGUACUUCAACAGCACGGGGUUCCAGCGGUGGAAGAAGAUAUACGGGGAGACGGACGACGUGAACAGGGUGCAGAGGGAUAUACGGAUCGGGCACGCGAAGACCGUGGAGAACGCGAUUCUGAUGUUGACGGACGAGGGGCCGCUGGAGGGGGUUAGUGUGUGCGACGCGGGGUGUGGGACCGGGUGCCUGGCCAUUCCGCUGGCGAAGCAGGGGGCGGUGGUGACGGCGACGGAUAUUUCGGCUGCCAUGGUUGCUGAAGCCGAGAAACAGGCAAGGGAAGAACUUUUGACAGGCAACGAUGAGCUCACUCCAGCACCAGUGAUGCCAAAAUUUGAAGUGAAAGAUUUAGAGAGCUUAGCUGGGAAAUUUGACACCGUCGUUUGCUUAGAUGUUUUGAUACAUUACCCGCAAAGCAAGGCAGAUGGCAUGAUUGCCCAUCUUGCCUCUUUGGCUGACAAUCGGCUAAUUCUGAGCUUUGCACCAAAGACACUAUAUUACGACUUGUUGAAGAGAGUGGGAGAGUUGUUCCCAGGGCCCUCAAAGGCAACAAGGGCAUAUUUGCAUGCAGAGGCAGAUGUGGAGAGGGCGUUGCGCAAAGUUGGGUGGAAGAUAAGGAAGAGAGGUCUAAUCACGACACAGUUUUAUUUUUCAAGGCUGAUUGAGGCUGUCCCUGCCUAGCUUGGAAGGCAGGUCAGGCUUUUUUGACGUAACACUAGAACAUAGGAAGUUCUGCAAUUUUUUUUUCUUUUGUGAAUUCCUAAUGUUUCCUCAAUAUAUUCAUUUUCGGCAUGUAUCUGUUGGAGACCGUGUAUAUUAGAGGAUUAUGCAUAUAAGUUUUGAGAUGUUUCGUAUUUC